Molecule: messenger RNA, 318 nt
Organism: Lodderomyces parapsilosis
Lineage: Eukaryota; Fungi; Ascomycota; Pichiomycetes; Serinales; Debaryomycetaceae
Exons: 1
Coding region: 1-318 (105 amino acids)
Biological process (GO): anaphase-promoting complex-dependent catabolic process
Cellular component (GO): anaphase-promoting complex
Source: RefSeq, a predicted model, not a curated record
AUGCUUAGAAGGGAAGCUACCUCUAUCAAACUAUCUGCUGAGGAUGUGUUGGACUACGAUGAAGCAUUAGAGGAGAAACGUUUACAGCAACAACAAGAGAAACAGCUACAGCAACAACAGCAGCAGCAGCAGCAGCAACAACAACAACAACAACAGCAACAGCACCCUACGAAUCUGAAUGAAUCAACCAUAAUCAAUCAACCUACCCACCCUGCAUCUGACUUUAAUUCAUCAAAUAUAUUACAAGAACAGUUGAAUAAUACAGACGAGUCGUUGCGAGAGUCUCGAACAAGGUCCAAAAAUGAUAGAAUCUUAUAA